UGUUAACCCUUGGGUCAAUAACUGCAACUUGGUUUUGGCAUGUGUUUUGUAUUAUAAUAAUAAUGCACAUAACAUAACAUGUAUUCAGAGAUUAAUUUUUCUUUGUUCUUGGAGAUGAAAAAGUGUGAGCUGUGUGAGUCUCCUGCGAAAAUGUACUGUGAAUCGGAUGAAGCUAGUCUGUGUUGGGAUUGCGACGCCAAGGUUCACGGGGCAAAUUUUUUAGUGGCUAAGCAUUCAAGGACUCUUCUUUGUCAUCUCUGUCAAUCUCCAACUCCCUGGAAUGGCUCAGGGCCUAAACUUGGUCCCACUAUUUCAGCUUGCAAUGUUUGUGUUGGCGAUAGUGGCCGUAUGGAGAAGGGAAAAAAUGGAGAAAUAAUGGGCAAUGAUGAAGAUGAUCUUGAUGGAAAAGAUGAGAAUGAUGAUAAAGACGAGGAUGAGGAUGAAGAUGAGAAUGAUGAGGAAGAUAUUGAUGACAUGGGUGAUGAAAAUGAAGAUGAUGAUGAGGAAAAUCAAGUUGUUCCAUGGUCAUCUCCACCACCACCUCCAGUUUCAAGCUCUUUAACAAGUGAAAUUGUUCAGGUAAUAAGUUGUCAAAAGGUGAAGAGGUUUAUCAGAAUCCAAAACAGGAUUUUCUGUGAAGCUGAUGCGUUAGACUUUGAAGCUUCAUUCACAAGUAUGCAUUUUUAUUCAUAUUUUAAAUCUAAUGUAUUCUCUAUUGUUGUUGCUGAUAAGUUUGUUUGUUGUUUGGCCUGAGUCUCUCUUGCCUCUCAACAAAACAAGAACAAAUAUUUGUGACAUGAACCAUCUAUUAUUCAUUGAAGGAAGAGAAAAACAAGUGCAAAAA
Messenger RNA from Mangifera indica (mango), 844 nucleotides. RefSeq names its product zinc finger protein CONSTANS-LIKE 4-like. The record is from RefSeq and is a predicted model, not a curated record. Gene Ontology annotation, molecular function: zinc ion binding. The transcript has a single exon. Lineage: Eukaryota; Viridiplantae; Streptophyta; Magnoliopsida; Sapindales; Anacardiaceae. The coding region runs from base 79 to 753 and encodes 224 amino acids.